This is a messenger RNA of Gossypium raimondii (Peruvian cotton), 2301 nucleotides long. RefSeq names its product pentatricopeptide repeat-containing protein At1g31430. Gene Ontology annotation, biological process: RNA modification. The coding region runs from base 45 to 1910 and encodes 621 amino acids. The record is from RefSeq and is a predicted model, not a curated record. The transcript has a single exon. Gene Ontology annotation, molecular function: RNA binding; protein binding. Lineage: Eukaryota; Viridiplantae; Streptophyta; Magnoliopsida; Malvales; Malvaceae.
UUCAUAAACAGUUACAUAAUAAAAUCCUUGAGCUCUCUAGUCUGAUGCUCCUUCAAAGUCAGCUUCGGUUAUUUCACUUCAUUUCCCGCCAUUACAUUUUAUCAAAGCCACGCCUUUUCUCGUUUCACUCUCCAUUAACCAAGCAAUCAUGCAUCUCUCUUCUCAAAAGCUGCAAAUCCAUGAACCACCUUAAGCAAAUCCAAGCCCAAACCUUUCUACUUGGUCUGCACCAAGACAGCCACACUCUCAACAAGCUCAUAGCUUUUUGUACAGACCCAACUCUUGGAACCUUUCGGUACGCUGAAAAGAUCUUCAAUCUCGUUCAAUACCCAUCUUUGUUUAUUUACAAUGUGAUGAUCAAGACGUUUGUGAAAAAGGGUAGUCAUAAAAAUGCAAUCUUGGUCUUUGGGAAGCUUAGAGAGCAAGGAUUGUGGCCCGAUGGUUUUACCUAUCCUUUCGUUUUUAAGGCAAUUGGAAGCUUGGGAGCUGUUUUUGAAGGUCAAAAGAUUCAUGGGUUAGUAGCAAAAUCUGGGCUUGAAUUUGAUGCUUAUGUCGUUAAUUCACUUAUGGAUAUGUAUGUUCAAGUGGGUCGGAUUCGGUGUUCGAAGAAGUUGUUUGAUGAAAUGCCUCAAAGAGAUGUUGUUGCCUGGAAUGUGUUGAUUUCUGGGUUGGUUAAGUGUGGGAAGUUUGAAGAUGCUGUGAAUCUUUUUGGGCUGAUGAGAAAAGAGGGUCUGGUUAAGCCUAAUGAGGCUACAAUUGUUAGUACUCUUUCGGCUUGCACGGCAUUGGGAAGAUUGGAUCUUGGAAAGGAAAUUGACCAUUAUGCAAGGGAGGAACUUGAAUUGACUACUAUAAUGGGGAAUGCUUUGUUAGACAUGUAUUGCAAGUGUGGUUGUCUAGAUAUUGCCAGAAAACUUUUUGAUGACAUGCCGAGUAAAAAUGUUAAUUGUUGGACUAGUAUGGUUUCUGGCUAUGUAAAUGUUGGUCAGCUGGCUGAAGCUAGACGGUUAUUUGAGAGAAGUCCAGUUAGGGAUGUAGUUCUUUGGACAGCCAUGAUUAAUGGUUAUGUGCAAUUCAACUGUUUUGAUGAGGCAGUUGGACUGUUUCAAGAAAUGCAGGCCCAAAGGGUUAAACCAGAUAAAUUUGUUUUGGUUUCUCUCCUAACUGGUUGUGCUAAGUUGGGAGCUCUUGAGCAAGGGAAAUGGAUUCAUGGUUACCUUAAUGAAAAUAGUAUUGUUCUUGACACUGUUGUUGGUACAGCUCUUAUCGAAAUGUAUGCAAAGUGUGGCUGCAUUGAGGAAGCUCUGGAGAUAUUCUAUGGGUUGAGAAAAAGGGAUACUGCCUCUUGGACUUCAAUUAUAUGCGGGAUGGCAGUUAACGGGGAAACAAGCAAGGCACUCGAGUUAUUCUCGGAAAUGGAACAAACCAAUGAAAAACCUGAUGAUAUCACCUUUAUAGGUGUUUUAAGUGCUUGUAGUCAUGGAGGAUUGGUUGAAGAAGGUCGUAAGGUUUUUGAUUCCAUAUCAAAAGUGUAUCAUAUGGAGCCAAAGUUGGAACACUAUGCGUGUUUGAUUGACCUACUUUGUCGAGCUGGACUGUUAGUUGAAGUAGAGAAGUUGAUAGAUGAUAUACCAGGCAAAGAUAAUGAAACCAUUGUGCCCCUUUAUGGUUCAUUGCUUAGUGCUUGCAGGACCUAUGGCAAUGUUGAGAUGGGAGAACGAAUGGCUCAACGGCUAGUAGAAAUUCAAUCAAGUGAUUCAAGCGUUCAUACACUUCUGUCCAAUAUCUAUGCAUCUGCUGAUAGAUGGGAAGAUGUAAAAAAGGUUAGAGAAAAGAUGAAAGAUCUUGGAGUCAAAAAGGUGCCUGGCUGUAGCUCAAUUAAAGUCAAUGGUGCAAUAACUCAAUCAUAAAGCAGUCGCUUAAAAAAAAUCCAAGUUGGGGAAUCAAAAUUUUCAAGAAGAGGCAAUUGGACUACUGGUUGGGUUUCUUGUUCAAGCAGGUUUUCAUAACAGUUUUUAACAGGCACGCUUAAAUUUGCUCCAAGUCUGUGGUGGAACAUGCGUCAUUCAACAUCUCCAUUAGGUUUGAUCCAACAGAAUCAUUUCAUGUAUCUUGUUAAAAUUUAGUAUCAGAUUUAGAUGUUAAAAUCAUCAUCUGAAUAUUACACAAAGGCAUGAGUUUACAAUUGUCAACUCAGUGCAGACACUAACAUCAUGUUCAUAGGAAUAUGAGUUUUGACUGAAAUCUGUGAACUAUUGUUUAUUAACAGGGAAAUCUAUAUUGAAACCAGAUUUUUGUUAA